This is a messenger RNA of Lentinula edodes (shiitake mushroom), 1623 nucleotides long. RefSeq lists its product as uncharacterized. The record is from RefSeq and is a predicted model, not a curated record. NCBI's taxonomy places the organism in Eukaryota, Fungi, Basidiomycota, Agaricomycetes, Agaricales, Omphalotaceae. The transcript has 2 exons. Bases 1 to 1623 code for a protein of 540 amino acids.
AUGUCUACUUUUCUAUCCAUCCCAAACAAUCUUGACACGCUGGCCUUGUCUUCCGCUUCAUCUUCAUCUAUAUCUUCGUCCACGUCUACGUCCUCGCUCUUUGACAAUAGCUGCCUUUUCAGCUCUAGCUCCUCGCAGACGGAUAUUUCGCCUCCAACUUCGCCCUUGAAUGAGGACGAGGAAGAAGAUAGUCCUGAUAAGCGAAAGUUGCUCGUCGAGUACGACGAAUCUUGGGAAUCAUCGUGCAAAGGAAGACUCAAAACGCCCACGUUAAACGCAUCCAACGCCUCUCUCCCAGUCCCGCAGCACAGUCAAGGACUUCUGAAGGUCGAGUCUCCUGCAGCAGCAGCAGAUGAAGCUGGAUAUGAAGCUGAAGAAUCGGACGGCGAGGAGUCUGUCGCCCGAUUUAUUCUAUUGAAGAAUAAGAAGAAGAAGCUCUCGUUAAAGCAAGAGGAAUCAGAGCUCUCGAUACUCCUCUCUCCUGCUAUGACUGAAAAUAUCGGGCAGAAUCUCGGGUUAAACCCACUGACAAAGCCUGUACUGCGUCCCCAGUUUCUAGACCUAAAUUCACCUUCGCCCAUAGUCGCUCUUCCCUCUCCAAGGUCGUCUUCUGAUCCUAUCCCCCAUUUGUUCUGGGAUAUCUAUCCUUCUUCCUCAAGCUCUUCAGUCGACGCCAUUUCUUCUCCUAUAGUGAACAUUAACGACCGAAUCCAUCGGGGAACGGUGUUGCGCAAAACAACACAGAAGCCUCUUGGUUUAGGUCUCCGUCUUCCUGGGAAGUCUGGACCUUGUUCUCGAAACUCUGCACCCUCUAUCGAAAUAAUAAGGCCACUCCAUUCGUCGGACCAGACUGCGAAGGAGAAAGGACUAGUUGGAUUGGGGUUGAAACUGCCUUUGGGUUCGCCUCCCGCAAGUCCGUCUGAUUCAUCUUCAUCCUUUAAACCGGUUUCUGCAAAACGCCGAUCUCUUUCUGGACUUGGCAACGGACACCCCUCUACUCGGAAUCGAGGUCCUAGUGCCCGAGUAAAUAACGGUGGUGCUACUUCCGUUACUACAGUUCCGUCAUCCGAAGCAACUAUCCGUCUAGUAACUUCAACACAGCAUGGCAGUGGUUCAAUCCUAUUGCCUAAGAUGUCUGCCCAGGUGCUAGGGCAGGCUCCAGGUGUCGCGUCAGGCUUAGCUGCUGAGCUACUGGACGUGGUCACAAUUCAUCAGCGCCGAACCUCUAUCUGUUUGAAACCACUCCUAUCAUCGAAAGAUCACCACUUCACGAAACGACAUAUGUAUCCUAUCCUUGAAUCACCUGAAUCCUGUACUAACUUUACCACUAUCCCAACUACCUCCGCUUCUACCAUCUAUCCUGCCUUAAAUUUGACCUCUCCCCCGAGCUCGCAGCUAAGAAAGCUGCGUUCCUUCUCACGAUCGGAGAACGUGGGCGUCAACACCUGCUCUAAUAUGUCAUCUUCGUUUAGAAGGUCUUCAUCCUUGUGUUCUUUUCAACGUUCGCCUCGAUCUCCGUUGCAGCAGCUUGUCGACCGUGGAUCUGAGGAGCUCUGGCAACCUGCUCCACAGAAGGAUCCGUAUCUCAUUGCCCACAAUAUGAUUGCGAGGACACUAUUCUAG